Molecule: messenger RNA, 2496 nt
Organism: Aspergillus pseudonomiae
Lineage: Eukaryota; Fungi; Ascomycota; Eurotiomycetes; Eurotiales; Aspergillaceae
Exons: 6
Coding region: 1-2496 (831 amino acids)
Source: RefSeq, a predicted model, not a curated record
AUGGCAGGGUUUUCUCUGGAGCUAUCCCUUCCCUCGUCAUGGCGACCUCAACCGAGGUUCUCCAGUCUAUCUCGGAGUGUAUCUGAGAGGGAGGUUAAAGACGGAGGGACUAGUAGUUUGAUAACUGCCGUAUCAACAACCUCUCUUACCUUACCGGGUGCACCGCGUCGCGAUUAUCAGGAGGGCGAAGAAUGGAUCAAGGGCGCAUUGCUUUGUACCUGGGGAGCAGGCAUAGUGCUUGCCCUAAACUUCGUUAUGGCGAUUGUGGCAACGGGGAUCAGCUACUCUAAACCGUCAAACAAGAGACGAUUCCAGUCAAUCGCGUUGUACGAUGGGGACUGUUCGGUUUCAAGUCACUGGGCGACGGGAUUGCAUUUGCUCAUCAACCUUCUCAGCACCCUGCUCCUGGCGGCCAGCAACUAUGUCAUGCAGUGCUUAGGCGCCCCGUCGCGUUCGGACGUCGAUCAGGCCCACAAGCAACGCAAAUGGCUCGAUAUUGGCACCUUUAGCGUGCGAAAUUUCGCUGUGAUGGACACGAGGAGAAAGAUACUGUGGACGCUUCUGCUGCUAAGCUCAACCCCCAUCCACAUGAUAUAUAACUCGGUGGUUUUCUCCUCCAUCUCCAUGCUUGAAUACGCUACGGUUUUGGUCCCCGAGGAUUUGACGUCCAGUGAGCCAUUGGUUGAAGGAAAGGAUGACACAAACAGCUUCAUCCGUCAGGUGGGCACCAGUCCCGUUGAUCUUCAAGCUGAGAUCUCCAACGGCACCUUUCAAACCAUGAGCGUCAAGGAAUGUAUAAACAGGUAUAACGUGGAAUUCAAUACUCAACUUGGAACCCUCAUCUUCACUACCGACCGGAACCACUUUCAUAACACAGGCAGUCUUCACGGCGUGAUCGGUUACUCAGUAUCCUUAGAUAUAACGAUAUAUGAUGAGCUGGGAGCCACGGAUGCGCAAGCGAUAAACGAUAGUAGCGUGACGGUGCAUGGUCUGCAUUGGACGUACCUUCCUUGGAACUUCACCGCACCGGAUACGCUUCCUGGGAAACGCACCUCCUUCACCCUCCAUGAUAUGGACUAUCUAUAUGACUAUGAUGGAUACAAAAAUGAUAUCUUAGAGCACGACCUGGACACGCUUCACGUUUAUCUGGCCACCUACAACCCUGACCGACAGGCGCUGAGUACAUAUCUGAAGACCCCUACACACUGGGCGAAUAGCUCUUGGGCAGCAAACCUCGCGUUUGAGCUGGAUCGUGCCACACGGGUUUCGCUUUCCCGCUGCAUGACCAAAGACAAAGACCAACGUUGCCAAUUAUUUUUUAGCCCACCUAUCGCCAUAGCGGUAAUUGUAUCUAACGUGAUCAAGGUAGUCUGCAUGUAUCUCACAGCCCGGACGGGUAGGAAGAAUAUUCUUUUGACUGUCGGCGACGCCCUCGCCUCGUUUUUGACGACACCAGACCCAACUACAGAAGGAAAAUGUCUCCUGUCGCGGGCAGACGUAUCUCGUGGUCAAGAAUCAUGGACUACAGUGACGAUCUGGUCAAACCCUAAUCGGUUCAAGGGAUACUAUCUAGAGCGGUCUAAGGGCAGUACGGCAGACAUUCCCUUGGUAGAGACUUCUUCCGAAGCAGAUCCUCCUGCGGAUUACCCCAAGAGGCUCCCAGAGAGGAAGCGAUGGUAUCAAGCUGCCAGUGUCAAGCGUUGGACAGCUACUCUCAGUUUUUUUACUUGCUGCUUAGCAACCUCUAUUUUCCUCCUCUGGCUCGCUCUAGGCACUGCUAAUGGUUCCAUCCCAGAAGCAUGGGCCCUCGGAUUUGGAAAGGCCACCGGCCAGACUAUGAUCCCAAGCACUAGCAUCUCGUCCACCAUAAUCUCACUAGUGCUGCUGAGCAACACGCCACAGAUUGUGCUCUCCAUCCUCUAUUUUCUCUGCAACGGCCUCAUGACCUGCAUGCGGAUCGCUGCCGAGUACGACGAUUACGCCACCCAGCGCAAACCUUUACGGGUCUCCUGGCCCCGAGGCGAGCAGCGCUCAACAUACUACCUCAGUUUGCCCUAUCGCUACAGCGCCCCUCUCAUUUUCUUCUCCGCCGUAAUGCACUGGCUCCUGUCCCAGAGCAUCUUCUUCGUCCACAUCCAAGUAUACGACGUACACGACCAACUAUCCCCAACGUCCUUUCGCGGCUGCGGCUAUUCGCCCAUCGCAAUUUUCAUUGUCCUCCUCGUCUCUUCUGUUGCUCUAUUAGCUCUUCUUGGGGUGAGUUCCCGACGGCUCAAAUCCCGCAUGCCACUAGCGACGCAUUGUAGCGCCGCUAUCAGCGCCGCCUGUCAUCCCCCGCCGGGUGAUCGCGAUGCCGCUCUGAAGCCGGUGAUGUGGGGAGAGGUACCGCGAGCGGCGUACCAUGGAGCUGGUCCGGAAUCAUUGGAGACCAGAUACCACUGCACUUUCACGUCGCAGGAGGUCGAGACCCCGAACCCGUCUCGUUUGUAUCUUUGA